Molecule: messenger RNA, 5471 nt
Organism: Orcinus orca (killer whale)
Lineage: Eukaryota; Metazoa; Chordata; Mammalia; Artiodactyla; Delphinidae
Gene: FAM53A
Product: family with sequence similarity 53 member A
Exons: 5
Coding region: 972-2108 (378 amino acids)
Biological process (GO): protein import into nucleus
Cellular component (GO): nucleus
Source: RefSeq, a predicted model, not a curated record
CCAGAGGGUGCCUGCUCCUGUCAGCGCGCUCAGCCCGGCCCGCGCGGCCCGAUGCUUUUCCACUCGCGUCGGUGCCGAGCGUUUUCGCCGCUGCACACGGAGAGCGCGGCGGGCGGGUCGCUGAGGGCGCGGGGACCCGGGGGCUCGCGACCUGGGGUUGGGACUCCUGCCGCGCGCACCACCCCCGGACCGGCCCGGGCCCCGGGCCCCCCACUCCCCGGUCCCCCUGCACCCCAAGACCCUGCCCACCUCGGGGCCCCCUGCGCGCCCCAAGAGCCCCGGGCCCCGGGCCCCCUGCGCCCCGAGAGCCCCGCGCACCCCGGGACCCCCGCGCGCCCCGAGAAUCCCUGGCCUUGGGACUCCUGCGCCCCGGAAUCCCUGCUCCCCAAGAGCCCCGCGCCCCGGGACCCCCGCGCGCCCCGAGAGCCUGCGCACCCGGGGCCCCGUACACUCUACGCGCCCUUUGGCUGUAAGGGGCCCUGCCUGGGGCGCGCUGCCACUUGCUGAACCGACUUUGGGUGUCGCCUUUGCGAGCUGUCGUCGUUCCGGUACCGAGACGCGCGGCCUGAGCGGUUCCCGAGACUCAUGUGCCUGUCAUCUUGCAGCGAGAGAGAAGCAGGAAGUUGGACGUGAUAAACUGUGCGUCAAGGGAGCCCAAAGGUGGACCCGCACGACGGGGGAGACCCGACCCUCCCCGGCGAACUGUGGAAGGUGAUUGGAAGUGGAUUCCGAAGCUGCUUUCUCUGCAUAGACGAGGGUUGAGUCUCAGACUUUUCCUGGGAGCGGAGAGAGGUGCGUUAGAAACAGGCACGAGGCUCUGAAGAACCCUCGGGAAUGGAUCGCUCGUCUUUAAAAUGGAAACGUACCCUUGAGGGUUAGCUCAGAGCCAACAGCGGCCCGGGCCUCCCGAAGCCUGAUGUUCCAGAACCCCAGGGCCUGUCGGCGUGGACAGAGGGCACGGGCCCCAGACCAUGGUCACCCUCAUCACUGAGAAGCUGCAGAACCAGAGCCUGGAUGACCUUGCCCGCAAGAGCUACGAUGCCGGCCCGUAUUCUGCCCAGAAACUGAACACAAGUGGCCACUCGUUCCCUUCUGAGACCGACGAAGACAAGCACCCCUGGAAGGUCGUCAGUGGAGGACAGCCCGUUGGAAGCCAGGGGGCCGCGGGCCCUGCCAUCCCCUUCCCUCCUGGCCCCUGCAGCCCGAGCGCCAGCCUGGGUGCGGUCAGUGCCAGGGACCUCAGGGAUGGCGCAGGGCCGCCCUCAGCACCACCGACCAAGCGACACUGCCGCUCCCUGUCGGAGCCCGACGAGCUGGCGCGCUGCCGGUCCCCGUGGCGCCCCGGCGGCUCCAGAGUCUGGGCUCCUGUCUCCAAGCGGCGCUGCCACAGUGGCGGGAGCGCCACGCUGCAGGCCGGGAGCGCCUGGUCGCCGGGCCGAGCCCUCCCCGCUGCCAGCUCCGCCUCACCCCCCGCGCCCCGGCCGGCCUCGGCUUUGGCCAGCAGCGGCCUCCUGGCCCUGGGCCCGGCUCGGCAACCCGCCGGACCUCGCUGGCCCUCGCCGCGCCGCCGCCUGUCCCUGUCACAGGAGCACCUGUUGCCAGUGGACGCGGCCCCACCCUCAGCAGGCAGCACGCCCGCGUCCACGCCCGCGUCCACGCCCGCGUCCACGCCCGAGCUGGGCCGCCGCCGGGGCCUGCUCCGCUGCCGCUCUCAGCCAUGUGUGCGCGCGGGCGGGAAGGGCCAGCGGAAGCGCAGGCGUGAGGAGGAUGCCCGCUGGCCGCGCCCGGCCCUGGACUUCCUGAAAAUGACGCGGACGUUAAAAAAUUCAAAAAGCCUUUGCUCCCUCGAUUAUGAAGACGAGGAUGAGGAAGACGCCCAAGUGAAGACAGCCGUGUCCUCCCCGUGCGACCCGCACGGCCCCAUGAGCACCGCUGCGCCCAGCCCCGGCGACGCCGGCCCCAGCCCGGGGGGCUGGCGGGGGUGGGUGGCCGGUGAGGGCGAGGGCGGGAGUGGCGGGGACCCAAGUGACUGGGACAGCGCCGGGGAGGAGGGCAUCUUCCCCCUGGGCCGCGGCGAGCUGGACCUGGAGCAGAUCGAGAACAACUGACCGGCAGGCGGGGGAGCCCCGGCUCUUCCCCGCGAACGUGCUGUUUUGAACUCGAGGUGUCGCUUUGAUCCAGUCUUUCCUAAAGAAGUGUUCUGCGUUUUUACGGCAUUUACGGUUCCGAGAAAGCGUCUCUAUUUUGAAGUGAAUUUUCGUGAGGGCAUUCUGUUAACAGGGUCUGUGCACAGACCCUGGGGUGGGUUUGGUGAAACGCCUGCUGUGAAGGGCACUGCGCGUGGUUCAGCUGCUCGGAAACACCGGGCGCGUGGCCGGCCCCUCUGUGGAUGCGGUCGUCGUGUGCCGGGCUGUUUGGAGCAGGGCCACGUCGCUGAGGACUUGGGAUGGGCCGUGAGGACGUGGUCCUGGCAGCCCUGCUCUGUCACUUCAAUAAAAGGCAUUCAUUUGCUUUGCGGUGUGGCUUCUGCCGCUCGCUUUCCGCCCCAGGUCACGUAGGCCUGGCUGGCCUCGCGUCUCUUUUUGUUCAUUCUAACAAUAAAAUCAUAGGCUUUCUACCAAACACGUUGAUCUAAGGAACUUUGGGUAAGAGGAAGGAUUUGCGAUAGCGAAAGGAGACGUUUAUAAUCUUUGGAGAAGUAUUCUUGCUUUUCUUUCCUGAGAAAAUGGUCGUGGGGCCCUGUUGUUAACUGGAAGCGCCUUCUGAACUGGUUUGGGCUUAGCUGGGGGCCGGGCAAGGCUGGGAAGCGUGCUCUUCCCCAUGGGCCCCCCAUUGGCCCUGCCGUGCGAGGUGGGGGGCAGGGUCUUUGAGCGCUGCGCGGCUGCCUGCCGGGCACCCACCCACCUCGUGCCUCUUGGGAAACUCAGCAGCACCUGUUCUGACACAGUUACUUACAGAACUGAAGUGGCGGUAAAGGCUUCUUUUCCCAUCAGUGUCGAAGAGGUCUUUCUUCUCUUAAAACCUCGGCGGCAGCCUGAGGGCCCCGCUGUCCUCAGAGGCACAGUUCGGCUCCUGGUUGCUCUCCUGGGGAAGUAGGGGAAUGGAUGUCUGUGCCGCAGACAGAUGCAGAGGGGCCUCCUGCCUCUUCUGAACAGUCCACGUGUCCAGCCAGAGGCCCCUGCCACUGGCUGUGCCCGUCUGGGGUGUCACCUGGACAGUGGGGAUUUGGAAGCUGCCUGGGUUUUUUUUUUUUUUUUUUUUGUGGUACGCGGACCUCUCGCUGUUGUGGCCUCUCCCGCUGUGGAGCACGGGCUCCGGACGCGCAGGCUCAGCGGCCAUGGCUCACGGGCCCAGCCGCUCCGCGGCAUGUGGGAUCUUCCCGGACCGGGGCACAAACCCGAGUCCCCUGCAUCGGCAGGUGGACUCUCAACCACUGCGCCACCAGGGAAGCCCUUUUUUGGGCUUUUUUUGGCGACGCUGCGCAGCAUGUGGUAUCUUAGUUCCUUGACAGGGAUUGAACCCUUGUCCCAUGCAGUGGAAGCGUGGAGUCUUAACCACUGGACCUCCAGGGAAGCCCUGGAAGCUGCCCAGGUUUAGCUGAAAGAGAAAAGAACAAAAUUGAGUUGCCGAGGGGGCCGGGGGUGGGGGGCGAGACGGGAAGGUGGCUGCAGGGGACGUGGUGCUGGUGGUGUCGGGACGGCUGGAGAGCCCCCAGGAUGGCUCUUCAGCAGGGGCUGGAGGAGGGGACCCUGGCCUGGCAAAGGCUACUGUAGGGCCCAGGCGGGGAAGCGCGGGAGAGAGUCGGUGACGGCAGGGGCAGCGCUGUGUGCAGGAGUGAGCCCAGCCAGGCCCAGCCCCGGGGGGCCCUGGGCAGGUGGCGGGCGGGCACGGGAGAGCUCCCCACAGCCCUGUCCAGCUGGGCCGGCCGUGGGUCUCCAGGCCGAGCACAUCUGUGUCACUCCAGGCUGCUCGGGGUCAGCCUGCAGGUCUGGGCGGCCGCGGAGGGGCGUCUUAGGAGCCCAGGUGAGCACCGCUGCUCCGCAGCUCCCGGCCUCCUGACCUCUUCCAGGUGAGUGCCUUGUGACCCCCAUGCUGGUUGCCCCAGAUAGUAAAUACCUUGGAUUUGGAGGGUCACGUACAGUCUUCUCCCCGCAGAAGUGGAAAAUCCAUCUGAGCUCUCUCGGGCAGUCACCGUUCAGGGGUCGCUUGCUGGUGCCUGAAUUCGGGGAAUUAAAGGAUAAAGUCAAAGACAGAAGGAGGAAUCGAUGGUAAAGUAAGAGCAGAAACGAUGGAAGCGGACAGAGCCAGAGCGAGGAGACAGAGCCAGAGCGAGGAGACGGGAGUCUUGCCUCUGAUGGACUCAGGUGACGGGCCGAGCAGGACGGAGCCCAGAGGGACAGUCAGGGGCGACAAGAGGACAGAGCCUGAGGGCAGCAGGGCCCCUGCCGAUGGUGAGAGGGCGAGGUGGGCGGCGGGGAGGAAAGGGCGAAUUCCCAGGAGGAUAGUGCAGAAACCAGUGCCGCAAGUCAGAACCCAGGGCCAGUCCUGCAACCACUGAACAAAACGGGCUGAGCAUCUUCCUGCAGAGACCACACCCACCCCAGACGACUUCGGGCAAAUCCUACAAAAUACACAAGAUGGAGGAGAUUCCAGUUGGAGAAGACACGCCCCCGAGAAUCCAGUGUGGCCAGGGAGGCCCUGACAUGACGGCGUGGAGGGGCGGUGGGGGUGGGGUGGAGCUUGGCGGUGGUCGGGGUCAAGGGUCAGAGUGGUCAGGGUCGAGGGCAAGCAGGGUCUGUCUCCUGGCCUCCACCCCAGGCCUCCGGACAGCAGGGAGAGGGCCCUGGUCCCCUCACAGUGGCCACCAGCCCGUAGGUGCCAAGCCCCUCCUCCCUUUCCCCGGGCCCCCGACCUUGACCCCCUCCCCCACCCCACUGCUCAGCCGGGCACCCCUCCCGGGGUGCCCGCAGCCCAUCCCAACCGUGGGCCUCUGCCCUGGUGUCGAGUGGGAGGGGAAGUGACUGCCCAUCAUGCACCUUUUCCUAUUUUUCUGCAGCUGUGGAUAUAGCUUUUAAAAACCUAUUUAAGUUGAUUUUGGUAAUUUAUAUUGUCUUAGAACGGUGUCAGUUUCAUCAAGAAUAUCCCAUGUACUAACCUGUCACUUUUAAUCCGGGCUCUCUGGUCCCCUCUUCUGGGCCCGCACGGCGUCUGGGUUCUCUCGCUCUGUUGAUUAGCCUGGUCAGACGUUUGUUUAUUUUAUUUAUUUAUUUUGAGGAACCAGCGCUUGGAUUUACUUUUGAGUUCCCCCAUUUUCCUCGUUUCCAAUUCAUUAAUCCGCCUUUAUCUGUACUCCUCGCUCCUGCCUCCUGCGGAUUUACUUUAUUGUUCUGUUUUCCCUCCUUGUGUCGAAUGUUGAGUUCAUUUAUUUUCAGUCUCUCUUGCUCAGUAAUAAAAACAUUUAAGGUUGCGAA